UUUAAAUAAGAAAACUGUUUUUCCGCUCCUCUUCUUUCUGAGCUUGGUUUUUCCAGAAUUUUCUAGUAGCCGAAGGAGAUCCGUGAGUAAACUCUGUCGUUCUCUUUUCGCCGGAAAAUCUUUUGUUUUGUAGAUAGAAGAAUGCCGAAAGUGAAGACAAAUCGUGUGAAACACCCAGAGGGUUGGGAAUUGAUUGAGCCUACUCUUCGUGAACUACAAGCAAAGAUGAGAGAAGCCGAGAAUGAUUCUCAUGAUGGUAAGAGAAAGUGUGAGACUUUGUGGCCUAUAUUCAAGAUAGCACAUCAGAAGAGCCGUUAUAUCUUCGACCUUUACCAUCGGCGAAAGGAAAUAUCCAAGGACUUGUAUGAGUUCUGUUUGGACCAAGGUUAUGCUGACCGCAAUCUGAUUGCAAAGUGGAAGAAGGUUUGUCCAAAGUCUAUAUUUUAUUUAAUUCAGCCAUCAUUUGCAAUAGUAGUAAUGUAGAAAUUGAAACUGUUU
Molecule: messenger RNA, 498 nt
Organism: Morus notabilis
Lineage: Eukaryota; Viridiplantae; Streptophyta; Magnoliopsida; Rosales; Moraceae
Product: protein BUD31 homolog 2
Exons: 3
Coding region: 142-483 (113 amino acids)
Biological process (GO): mRNA splicing, via spliceosome
Cellular component (GO): nucleus; spliceosomal complex
Source: RefSeq, a predicted model, not a curated record